UGUUAGCUUGGAGAAGGGCGUGUUGUCUCUACUUUAAGCGUUGGCUUUCGACUUCUAUUUACGCAGAAGCAUUUUACCUGCAUAGGACGCUGCGCACUUCUGCACCGGAACUCUUCCAAAAUGAGCACUCGAUGUCCAGUGGAUCAGGAGGUGAAGAAGUUUAAAAAGGGUAGUCUCAAGAAGACUGAGGUGCAAGAAAAAAACCCUCUUCCGACGAUUCAGGUAAUUGAUGAUGAGAAGCAAGCCAACGAAGAGAAAGCUCAGAAAGAGCCAAUGAAUGCGGAGGUGGAGAAGUUCAAUCCAGACAAGCUCAAGAAGACUGAAACCAAAGAAAAAAACCCUCUUCCAACUAAAGCUGUAAUUGAUGAUGAGAAGAUUGCCCUCGUAGAGAAAUCUCAGAAAGAGCCAAUAAAUGUGGAGGUGGAGAAGUUCAAUCCAGACUUGCUCAAGAAGACUGAAACAAAAGAGAAAAACCCUCUUCCGACUAAAGCUGUAAUUGAUGAUGAGAAGAUUGCCCUCGUAGAGAAAUCUCAGAAAGAGCCAAUAAAUGUGGAGGUGGAGAAGUUCAAUCCAGACUUGCUCAAGAAGACUGACACAAAAGAGAAAAACCCUCUUCCGACUAAAGCUGUAAUUGAUGAUGAGAAGAUUGCCCUCGUAGAGAAAUCUCAGAAAGAGCCAAUAAAUGUGGAGGUGGAGAAGUUCAAUCCAGACUUGCUCAAGAAGACUGAAACAAAAGAGAAAAACCCUCUUCCGACUAAAGCUGUAAUUGAUGAUGAGAAGAUUGCCCUCGUAGAGAAAGCUCAGAAAGAGCCAAUCAAUGCAGAGGUGGGGGAGUUCAAUACAAAAACACUCAAGAAGACUGAAACCAAAGAAAAAAACCCUCUUCCAACUAAAGCCGUAAUUGAUGAUGAAAAGCAAGCCAACAAAGAGAAAGCUCAGAAAGAGCCAAUGAAUGCGGAGGUGGAGAAGUUCAAUCCAGACAAGCUCAAGAAGACUGAAACCAAAGAGAAAAAUGCUCUUCCAACUGCAAAAGAUAUUGCAGAAGAGAAGAAAGGCCAGUAACUGAAAUGCAUCUGCCAUGAUUCGCUUUUUGCCCUGCCCAUUACCUGCUCGUCCAGCAUCACCUCUGCCGGUUUUCUGUGCCGCCAUGUUUGAUUAAAAUUGGUGUUUGGGCUGAUGCUAAGGGGUAAGAUCUGUAAUCUCAUGUAUAUGCUUUUUCCAUGCUGUUUAGAAAGAGUUUACUAUGCUGUUUAGAAAGGGUUUACAACAGGGCAAAAAAGAUGAAUUAUUGUACCAAUGGGAAGCCAUAUAAGAUGUUGCAUUGUCAACAAUAUAAUGAGUAUUCUUGCAAAUGUUAACAUUCAGUAAAUGUAAUGAAAAAUAAUCCAUAUGAUGAUUUUUUUUCUUAAUAAAAAUGGAUGUAUCAAACAUGUUUUGUAACAUUUGUAUUUCAAACUAUCUUUUUUUAAAGUAUUAGCACAGAUUUUCUGAGGACAAAUGUAUCUAUAAUGCAAGUGCUGGACAUGGUCAAACAUUGUCAUAAUAAAAAUAGCUAUUUAAGUUAUUGUAAUGUGUAUCCCAGACCAUAAGCCAGGAGUAACAUUGCUGCUUAAAGAAUUAUUUAACUGCCUGAAAUGUGGUACUUCCAUAGAACUGGGCUUUCUAUGUAGUUAAAAGCCAUCGCUCGACUUCAGGCCUCUUCCAUACACUUCAUUUCUACGCAGUGUAUUAUGGCUCAUGUACAAAUUGUCCUAUUGCAGGGUUAGGUUUCACUAUGCCCCUCGGAAGUAUAAUCUGUAGUUAGACUAACAGCCCUAGAACCGGAGAAAGUUGAGUGAAAUGAUGGACCACUGCUGGAAAAUGAGCUUGGAACUCGGGGUGGUGGUAAAAUGGAGUGAAGUUAAACAUUAUUCAUUUGUAUAGUACCCACGUUGUAAUUAUAAAAAGCUCGUUGGAAAUCUUCAAAUAAAACUGCCUUUGUUUGAGCAUG
Messenger RNA from Pseudoliparis swirei, 1990 nucleotides. RefSeq names its product thymosin beta 1 (gene tmsb1). NCBI's taxonomy places the organism in Eukaryota, Metazoa, Chordata, Actinopteri, Perciformes, Liparidae. Gene Ontology annotation, biological process: regulation of cell migration; actin filament organization. Gene Ontology annotation, cellular component: cytoplasm. Bases 121 to 1062 code for a protein of 313 amino acids. The transcript is spliced from 15 exons. Gene Ontology annotation, molecular function: actin monomer binding. The record is from RefSeq and is a predicted model, not a curated record.